AUGCGUGCUACCCCAGCAGCUAACUGGCAGUCCGCUUUGCAGCAGGCAGCCGGCCUUGUUGCCUCUGCAUGGCUCUCUGGCUCAGCGCCGCCGCAGCAUGCCUUGGCCAUCGCCCUCCGGGCAGCUGCGGAUGCGCAGCAGUGGCGAUGGGCGCUGCACCUCUUCCAGGACCCCAGCAUUCAUGGGGCCCUGGACCUUUCGGAAGCGGUCAUGCAGGCUUGCAGCCUACGCGGCCAGUGGCCUCAGGUGCUGCAGCUCUUCUGGGAAGCAGCUGCAUGGGGGCAGCCGCUUCCCUUUGGAGCCUUCCAUGCCGCGCUCGCCUCCUUGCGACGGUCGAGGCUGUGGAUGUUGGCGGCAGACGUUUUGCGGCAAAUGCAGCUGCAGGGAUUUGCCGCCCCACGCGCCUACAAUGAAGCCUUGGGGUGUGGCUUCCCCUGGGCGCAGGCGCUGCGGCUCUACGCGGAGAUGGCAGCACGCCGAGCGCUCGGGACUGCCCGCACAUUCGUUCAGCUGAUCCAAGUCUGCGGGGCAGCGAGCGAAUGGCAGCAGGCGCUAGGAGUCUUCGACGAGAUGUGCGAGCGUGGCCAUUCCCAAUCCACCAUCGGGUGCAAUGCCGUGAUGACUGCAUGUAAGAUGGGGCGGCAGUGGCAACGGGCAUUACAUUUCUACGAGCAGAUGCACAGGUCCAUGGUCUUAGCGGACGUGGUCACGUGCUCUGCUUGCAUCAGUGCGCUGGACAGGGGCAGUCAGUGGGAGCGCGCUUGCCAACUCCUUCUGUCGAUGCUGACCUUUGGGCCGGAGCCGAAUUUGGUGUCCUUCAACGCCUGCAUCAGCUCUUGCAGUGCGGCGCAGUGGCAGGUUGCAUUGGCGCUGGUCGGCCGGCUCAAAGCGAGCGGUCUGCAGGCCGAUGACUUCACGGAUGUAGCGACCCUGAGUGCGCUACCACGAUGGCAGAUCUCCAUUGAGCUGCUGGGGGCAUCGAGAAGACGCUCCACGGAGUGUCAAGAGGUGUACAACGCGAUCACUGGCAACUUUGAUCGGGCAGGGAGAUGGCAGCAGGUCCUCGCGCUCUUGCCACCUAUGUACCGUGCCCAGCUGCAGCUCAGUCGCGCCUGUCUCGUCUCCGCACUGAGGAGCCUCCGAGAUUCUGGUGCUUAUUGGGAGCGUUCCACCUCGCUGGUAUCCGGCCUUGGGCUAGCAAACAUGGGGAGCAACGCGCGAUCCGUGGAGGUCAGCGCCUUCGCAACGGGUGCGAAAUGGGGAUCGGCACUACGGCUUUUCUGCCAGACUCGUGAGGUGGGGAUCCAGCCGCAGUGGAUGGAAAUCAGCGCUGCUAUGUCUGCAUGUGACUCUGGUCCUCAGUGGCCACUUGCAGUGAAGAUGCUGGCUCUGCGUGGAGUUCCUGCCGGGACCGAUGUGUCUCACUUCAACGCCGCGGUGAGCGCGUGCCAAGAAGGGUCGUGCUGGAUUGUGCCACUGGCAGCUCUAAUCCAGCUCCGAGAGGUCACUUUAAAGCCGGACACACUGACGAUGAACUCGGUCCUGACCUGUUGCGAGAAGUCUGAGCGGUGGCAGGAGGGCUUCAAGAUUUUGGAGCAGUUUUCAGAACUGCGCCUUUCCGUCGAGAGCACUACGCUAACGGCCUCUGCGGCGACUUUAGCCGCAGGCUCCUUCUGGCAGGUCUAUUUUCGGAAUCGAGAGCUCCGGCUUGGAGACACAGCCGAGUACACUUUGCUUGGAAGUGGGGACUGCCGCCUGUGA
Symbiodinium sp. CCMP2592 is the source of this 1761-nucleotide messenger RNA. Lineage: Eukaryota; Dinophyceae; Suessiales; Symbiodiniaceae. The record is from the annotation of a GenBank genome assembly.